Messenger RNA from Paramecium octaurelia, 690 nucleotides. NCBI's taxonomy places the organism in Eukaryota, Ciliophora, Oligohymenophorea, Peniculida, Parameciidae. The record is from the annotation of a GenBank genome assembly.
AUGAAUAUCAAUAUAUACAAUUCUUCAAGCUUUAUAGAUCUCAUCCCGAAUGACUUCAACUAGAAACACACUGUGUCCUCAUUGAAUAAAAUCAAAGCCAAAAAACUCAACAAACAGAUUUAAUCGACUUCCGACUUUGCCUCUUCAUCUUGUUUACAAAUGCUGACAAGUGCAAGCUCUAAUCGCAAAACCUUCAAAUAAAAUACUGACAUGUAUAAAUUGGGCUAAUAAUUUUUAUAACACAAAAAGGAAAAACAAUAACAAUUGAUUCACUAAUUGGAAGCCAAAUUCUAACAGUCAUGUCCAUUUUCACCCUAAAUCACCUCCAAUUCUCGAGUCAUUGCUUCUAUGUCCAAAACUACUGUAGAUAGAGGAAGACAGUCCUCUGAAUUGAUUGAUUCCCAAUCCAUUAAGUUACAAAAAGAACUAGAAGAAUGCACUUUUUCCCCUCAGAUUUUAAGAAGAAAUAUUGACAUUUUUGAUAGAUCUUCCCCCUUCUAUUUCAGAUAAAUUGAUUGGAAAUCAAAUCUUUAAGAGAAAUUACAAGCAAACAGAUCAUAAAACCAAACUCAAUCAACCAUUUCCCAAAACAAACAAAUUCAUCCAAAAUACUUAGACUUGAGAGCAAGCCAUGCUUUGAAGAAAAAUAUUUCUGCAAAAUACCUAAGAUAAUCGUUGACUUAGAUUUGA